AACCAGGUUCGGAUAAUUACACCGGAAUCAGGGCUCAAAUCUUAAAUCAGAUCAGGUGGGGCCCACCAGGCGAACUUAAAGAGUCCGGAUCGGCACGCCAUGCACGUGUGGCUGGUUCAAUUGCCGUUUUCAAUCCAGACGGCCUAAAAAAGGCGGGAAAUAUCUAGUGCCAACGUCCCCUCCCUCCAUCUAAAAACGCCCCAAAAAAAAAAAAAAACUACCCUCUUUUUCUCAAUGGGGAAAGGACUCCAAACCAGCCCUGAAAUCAAAGAUCCGCCGUUAGAUCUUCAGGAACUCGGUCAUAACGGCGUUUCUGAAGAGACCCAAAACGUCUCAUCUCUCCUCAGAGUGAAAAAGCUCUCUGAAAACGCCGUUUUGCCUUCGAGAGCUUCUCCUCUAUCUGCAGGAUACGAUCUCUCCAGUGCAACGGCUACCCAAGUUCCUGCUCGAGGGAAAGCUGUGAUUCCUACGGAUUUGAGUAUUGGCAUACCCCAAGGAACAUACGCUCGUAUUGCGCCCCGAUCGGGCUUGACUUGGAAGCAUUCGAUCGACGUGGGCGCCGGAGUGAUCGACGCUGACUACCGAGGCCCGGUCGGUGUUAUUUUGUUCAAUCAUUCGGAUGUUGAUUUCAAUGUGAAGCCCGGUGAUCGAAUCGCGCAGCUGAUCAUUGGAAAGAUAAUGACACCCGAAGUUGUCGAAGUUGAGGAUUUGGAUUCUACCAUCAGAGGCAUUGGAGGGUUCGGAUCUACAGGGUUUUGAAGAGCAGCGUUCCUUCUUUUGGUUGAAUAUGAAUGUUUUUUGUGGUAGACUUUCACCGAACAGUUGGUGAGCAGCUUGAAUAUUAUUUUUUAUAUAUAAUUAAAUA
Molecule: messenger RNA, 865 nt
Organism: Magnolia sinica
Lineage: Eukaryota; Viridiplantae; Streptophyta; Magnoliopsida; Magnoliales; Magnoliaceae
Product: deoxyuridine 5'-triphosphate nucleotidohydrolase-like
Exons: 3
Coding region: 235-759 (174 amino acids)
Biological process (GO): dUTP catabolic process; dUMP biosynthetic process
Molecular function (GO): dUTP diphosphatase activity; magnesium ion binding
Source: RefSeq, a predicted model, not a curated record